AUGUUGAGUCUGGUCCGACCCGCUGUCACCCGAUCGAUUCUGCGAGGCGCUCCCGGAUCCAUGCGGCUGCUGUCCUCCACAGCCCGGCUCCACGCCCCCGCCACAGACUCCGCCAUCAACAUCUACGCCGGAGGAUCUGCCGCUGCUGCUCCCCCAGCAGGCUUCCGAAUUCACAGACCCGCCACCUGGGAGGAGAGCGAAGAGGGCGCUCUUUCCAAGGCCACCAAGUACUUUUUGCUGGCCGAGAUGUUCCGUGGCCUGUACGUUGUGCUGGAACAGUUUUUCCGAGCUCCUUACACCAUCUACUACCCGUUCGAGAAGGGACCCGUCUCUCCUCGAUUCCGAGGCGAGCACGCCCUGCGACGUUACCCCAGUGGUGAGGAGCGAUGCAUUGCCUGCAAGCUGUGUGAGGCCAUCUGCCCCGCUCUGGCAAUUACCAUCGACGCUGAGGAGCGAAUCGACGGAUCGCGACGAACCACCAAGUACGAUAUCGACAUGACCAAGUGCAUCUACUGCGGCUACUGCCAGGAGUCGUGCCCCGUGGACGCCAUUGUCGAGACUCCCAACGUGGAGUACGCCACCGAGACUCGAGAAGAGCUGCUGUACAACAAGGAAAAGCUGCUUGCUAACGGAGACAAGUGGGAGCUCGAGCUGCAGUACGCUCUGGACGCUGAUGCUCCUUACAGAUAG
Molecule: messenger RNA, 690 nt
Organism: Yarrowia lipolytica CLIB122
Lineage: Eukaryota; Fungi; Ascomycota; Dipodascomycetes; Dipodascales
Biological process (GO): mitochondrial respiratory chain complex I assembly; mitochondrial electron transport, NADH to ubiquinone
Cellular component (GO): membrane
Molecular function (GO): 4 iron, 4 sulfur cluster binding; NADH dehydrogenase activity
Source: RefSeq, a predicted model, not a curated record